UUGGCGCGGCUGCGGGAGCUGGGUCUAGAGGCGAAUUGUUAACUCAGAUCUGUUCAGGUCUCGUGUGGGGAAGGCGGCGGGGCUCAGGCCUGCCGGAGAAGUGUGUGUUCUGUUUGUAGCAGUUUUACAAAAUGGUAGAGGACGAACUGGCACUAUUUGAUAAAAGCAUAAAUGAAUUUUGGAAUAAAUUCAAAAAUACGGUCAGUGACACCUCCUGUCAGAUGGUGGGACUAAGAGAUGCCUACAAGGACUCCAUUAAAGCAUUUGCAGAAAAGCUGUCUGUGAAAUUAAAGGAAGAAGAACGAAUGGUUGAGUUGUUUCUGGAAUAUCAAAAUCAGAUCUGCAGGCAGAAUAAGCUCAUUCAAGAAAAAAAAGAUAACUUGUUAAAGUUGAUUGCUGAAGUAAAAAGCAAGAAGCAGGAAUUGGAAGUACUGACUACAAAUAUCCAGGAUCUUAAGGAAGAAUAUGCCAGGAAGAAGGAGACUAUUUCCACUGCUAACAAAGCUAAUGAAGAGAGGUUGAAAAGGCUACAGAAAUCUGCAGACUUGUAUAAAGAUCGACUUGGACUAGAAAUUCGGAAAAUUUAUGGUGAUAAAUUGCAGUUUAUAUUCACUAAUGUUGACCCUAAGCAUCCUGAGAGCCCAUUUAUGUUUUCCCUGCACCUAAAUGAAGCAAGGGACUAUGAAGUGUCAGAUAGUGCUCCUCAUCUGGAGUGCCUGGCAGAAUUUCAGGAGAAACUAAGGAGGACCAACAAUUUUUCGGCUUUUCUUGCCAACGUUCGGAAAGCUUUUACUGCUAUGGUUUAUAAUUAAUGUAAAUAGUAUAUAAAAAUUGUUUAUUUUUCUUUCCUAUCGUAUAUCUCUUUUAAAAAGAAUUUUCAUUAUUCAUUAUU
Equus quagga is the source of this 892-nucleotide messenger RNA. It is a transcript of the gene SPC25, whose product is annotated as SPC25 component of NDC80 kinetochore complex. The transcript has 7 exons. Gene Ontology annotation, cellular component: Ndc80 complex. Lineage: Eukaryota; Metazoa; Chordata; Mammalia; Perissodactyla; Equidae. Bases 132 to 812 code for a protein of 226 amino acids. The record is from RefSeq and is a predicted model, not a curated record. Gene Ontology annotation, biological process: chromosome segregation.